ACUUAUCAAUCGUUUUUUCACACAGAUCGAAAUGGAUUCCAUCGACGUGGAGGAAGAGAGUGUCUUAACGGCGAUAUUUAAAGAUGCUUUCCCGGAGAGCUGGCAGAGCGAUCCAAACUUUGUACAGUACUUGUCAGAACUUAGUUCAUAUGGAGUUGAAAAGCUUGCUCAGGAGCCAGAUAGGCUGACAGAAGAAAAGACCCAGAUUUUAGAAGAGACACAGAAUCUAGCAUUUCAGAAUUAUAAAACAUUUAUACAGACUGCAGAAUGUUCCAAGGAAAUUUUUGAAGACUUUCAGAUAAUAGAGCAGCAUGUUGAAGGCCUGUUAGACAAGUUACCAGAAUUCUCACAACAAUGCAGUGACGUUCUGAAGAAAGCUCAGGAUAUAAGCUCAAGUCGCAGAAUGAACAGUCUGACGUUACAACGUCACACUCAGUUACUGGAGAUCUUAGAACUGCCCCAGUUAAUGGACACAUGUGUUAGGAAUGGGUACUAUGAUGAAGCUCUGGAAUUAGCAUCCCAUGUUAAACGACUGGAGAAAAAACAUUCAGGCAUACCUGUAAUAGCUAACAUUGUAAAUGAGGUGAAGAUGUCAACACAGUUGAUGUUAAAUCAGCUGAUACAACAACUUAGAACAAAUGUACAGCUCCCCGCCUGUCUACGUGUGAUAGGCUACCUCCGUCGUAUGGACGUAUUUACAGAGGUGGAGCUACGAAUCAAAUUUCUACAGGCUAGAGACUCCUGGUUCCAAGGGAUAUUGGAAGCUGUACCAAAAGAAGAUGCGUACACGCAUAUAUCGAAGACAAUAGAGGUGAGCCGUGUAAACUUGUUUGAUAUCAUUACACAGUACAGGGCAAUAUUCUCCGAUGAAGAUCCGCUCUUAUCUACAUCUAAAGAUGAUUCUCUCAAUGAAGGAGCUUUAUUCCAUACAUGGAUUGUUCAAAAGGUGUCGCAGUUUCUUGGAAUAUUGGAGGCAGAUUUAGCUCGGGGAGUUGGUGGUAGAUUAGAUUCUAUACUCGGACAAUGUAUGUACUUUGGAUUGUCCUUCAGUAGGGUCGGAGCAGAUUUCCGUGGAUUACUGACCCCUAUAUUCCAACAAGCAGCAUUAAAUGGUCUACUGUUCACCCUUCAGGAGGCAAACAAAAGGUUUGAGGACAGUAUGAGGUCUUACAGCUUAUUGUCAGCUUCGUCCAGUAUGGGGGGUCUCCCUUACAAUUCUACAACUCAGAGUGGUCAGCUGUACCCACCCACUAUCUUACUGGACUUUUACCCUCUAGCUGCAUAUUGUAAUGACAUCCUUACUGCACUCAAUGAACUUCGACUGUGUGCACCUGUCGCCUUGGUAACAGAGGUCAGCAAUGCUCUACAUAAUUCCUUCCUCCAUGUCAAUAAAAUCAUACUGGCAUUUCACAGGGCUGAAGAGACAACAUUUGACAGGAAAGAGAAGGAGAGAUUCGACAAGUUUUGUUCAGCAUACGCUCAUAGCCUUGUACCGUAUAUCAACAAAUGUCUGCAAGCACUAUACCCUCAAGCACAGCUGGCACUAAUACUUGGAGUUACUGUAUCCGAACUGAAUAAAAUUUUUUAUUUUUUAAAUAUUUUCUUUCCCCACCGAUUAUUUACAUUAGGGACCGUGACUUUUAAAUAA
Molecule: messenger RNA, 1648 nt
Organism: Ruditapes philippinarum (Manila clam)
Lineage: Eukaryota; Metazoa; Mollusca; Bivalvia; Venerida; Veneridae
Product: conserved oligomeric Golgi complex subunit 8-like
Exons: 12
Coding region: 32-1648 (538 amino acids)
Biological process (GO): intra-Golgi vesicle-mediated transport
Cellular component (GO): COG complex
Source: RefSeq, a predicted model, not a curated record